Messenger RNA from Rotaria sp. Silwood1, 151 nucleotides. NCBI's taxonomy places the organism in Eukaryota, Metazoa, Rotifera, Eurotatoria, Philodinida, Philodinidae. The record is from the annotation of a GenBank genome assembly.
AUGUUAAUAUCUGAUGUUUGGGGAUGUUGUAAUGGAUAUGGUUUAGGACAUUUUACUGAUAUGGUUCGCUUUUUUAUUUUGCAUUAAUUAUUUAAAAGAAAAAGAAAUUUUUUUUAAGAUGAUUUAACAAUGUUGGCUGAUUAUUAUGUUC